Drosophila innubila is the source of this 3136-nucleotide messenger RNA. RefSeq lists its product as uncharacterized. The transcript is spliced from 16 exons. Gene Ontology annotation, biological process: signal transduction. The coding region runs from base 107 to 3082 and encodes 991 amino acids. Lineage: Eukaryota; Metazoa; Arthropoda; Insecta; Diptera; Drosophilidae. The record is from RefSeq and is a predicted model, not a curated record.
AUCGCAUUGGGACAUAUGUAUACACUUGGCCUACACUUGUGGGCCACAAAUCAAAGAACUUGAUCAAUUGAAUGCCUUCGAACAGGUGCUAAGUGCGCUCUCAAAGAUGUUUCUCGCAGUUAAUCAAAGUCUGCACAACUCGAAGAAGCGUCGUGAGAAGGGCACAACAACAACAGCGACAGCGACAAGAGACAGACAAUCCCGAGAGACAACAGAUUCCACAACACAGCUGGUGGCCAAUAUGCUUAUGAAUGCCCCAAGCCCAUCGACAGAGACAGACGCAAUCAGUGUGGCAACCACAUCCCCCAUGGGGAAUAAAUGCGAGAGCUGCCAGCACAUGCAACAGUCGCAACGCCAGUCGGUGGCAACAUGCGAGCCCUGCAACUGUGCCUGCAACUGCAUCAAUAAGCUUGAAGCCAGCGCCAAUGUGCGCACCUCCCUCGUCCUCGUCUACAUCUAUUUGGGUGCCCUCACCCUCAUGAUGGCAACCCUCGCAAUUCUCUUCUAUACCUACACCCAAUCCGCUGAAGAGUCGCCCACGCCAGCGAUGCUCAACCAGAGGGCGUUCCAUGCCCAGUUCCAAGGUGAACUAUUGAAAUCGGAGCAUAUGCUGCGGGCGAUGGUCACACAGAUUAUGGAAAGGGAUUAUCCCUUAGAUAUGGGCACUACCACAGCUCAGCCGAGUAGUAUGGGCAUUAGCGUUGUCCGGAACGAGCGCAAGAUGAACGAUAAUUACCUGAGUCAUGUUCCAGAUGGGAAACGCAUUCGCAGAGACAUUGCCUCACCGUCACCCGCCUCCAUGCACGCGGAUCCAUUGAUUGAGUUCUUCAAUCCGAAUCAUCGCAAGGCAUUGGAGGAGCAGGACACCGAGGUACGCAAACGUACGGGUUUGAAGGGUGCAGCACCGGGUGGCGAUGAAUGGAUCUAUCUGAAUACAUAUUGCCGCGUGCCAGAGAAGAUUAUCACGGGGUUCUGUAAGGGCACGCAGGACUAUUGUCCGCCAUCACCGCAAGGUCCACCCGGUGCGGUGGGCCCCAAGGGACCCACUGGUAAUCCAGGACUACCCGGCAUACCUGGUCCCAAGGGCAAUCGUGGUGAUGUUGGCCUCCCUGGCGCUCCCGGUGUCGAUGGUGUGGGUCAACUAGGCGCAGCGGGACCGCGCGGACCCAAGGGAGACGCCGGCAGCACAGGCAGGGCUGGCCUAGAUGGCCGAGACGGUGUGCCAGGUGAGCCAGGGUUGGACGGUGUGCCGGGUCGUGCGGGUGCCGAUGGCAAAAAUGGACUGCCUGGCCGGGACGGCAAGGAUGGACUCCAUGGCAAAGACGGCAAAGAUGGCAUGUCCAUUACUGGUCCAAAGGGUGCUCAAGGGCCGCCAGGAGAGCGAGGUCUAAAAGGCAUUGCUGGUCCACGCGGACGUCCUGGGAAGCCGGGAACCAACGGCACACCGGGCGUACCGGGCAUCAAUACAUGGAAAAUGCAGUACCCCAAUGGAACUGCCUCCAAUGAUCUGCUAAUACCACCCUCCAUAACAGACCUGACUGCACCCAAUUUCCGACGUAGUGUCAUUGUGGAGGAGGGCAAGACGCUCAACAUGAGCUGCUCGGCGACGGGCAAUCCACAGCCGCAGGUGGAAUGGCGUCGGGAUGACGGUCGGACCAUCAAUGUGAAUGGCAUUGAGUUGAGCUCUAUCAGUGGACAGUUCAUCAAGUUCACGAACAUUACACGUCAUCAAAUGGCCGCGUACACGUGUCAUGCCAACAACGGCAUUGCACCGGUUGCAAAUGCCACAUUUCUGGUCGAAGUUCACUUUGCCCCCAUGAUCUCCGUUUACCGGCAGAUGAUCUACGCGGAGUAUCAGAGCAGCGCUACCUUGGAGUGCCAGGUGGAGGCGUUUCCGGAGGCAAUACGAUACUGGGAGCGUGCCUACGAUGGCAAGAUCCUCGAUCCCAGCGAUAAAUACCGCAUCGAAUCCUAUCCAGAUGGCUUCAAGACCUCAAUGCGUUUGACCAUCAGCAACUUGCGUAAGGAUGAUUUUGGCUAUUAUCACUGUGUGGCACGCAAUGAGCUCAAUGCCACAAUGGUCAACUUUGAGAUAGCACCUCAGGAUCCCAACAGCGAGACACCAUAUGUGGGCAACAAUGUCAAGGUUUAUGGACAGCGACCGCCCGAAAGCGAAUGUCCCGUCUGUGAUCAGUGUCCCGAUCCAAGCUUGUAUCAGUGUAAGGAUUCUAUAUUGAACAACUUUGAGAUACAGCCAACGGGCAAUCGCAGCUAUCCCGGCUUGCCCAAGCGUGUCAAGACCUGUUAUUUGUAUGCGGUGGGUAAGCCCGUUUUUCACAAGGUUGUCAAUGAGAAGUUUGGCUCGUGGUUGAGAGAUGCUGCCCCUAGGGAUAUUGAUCGGGAGAAAACCUUUGUGACAAAUGAGAACGAUGCGUAUAAUCUAUUUGAGUUCUCCACACGCAUACAGUAUCGCAUGAACAGUGUGCCCAGACACAAGUACGAAAUACCCGAGGGAUUUCAGGGCAAUGCACAUGUCGUUUAUAAUGGCUCCUUCUAUUACCAUCAAAAGAACACGGAUUUGGUGGUCAAGCUGGAUUUGACGACCUCCAAGAAGAUAAGCGUUCAAUUACCCUACGCCGGAGUCACUGCUGGCAAUCGACUCUACACGACGGACCAUAAUUACAUGGACUUUAAUGUGGAUGAGGUGGGUCUCUGGGUUAUCUAUAGCACACAUGACUCCAAUAACACGCUUGUGGCCAAGUUGGAUGCUGAAACUUUGAGAGUGCAGUACAACUUUAAUAUCACAUUGGAUCAUAAGCAAUUCGGUGAAAUGUUUAUUGUAUGCGGAAAUUUAUAUGCCAUCGAUUCGGGCACCGAUAAAAAUACCCAGAUACACUAUGUAGUGGAUCUCUACAAAGGCAAAUUGCACAAUGCCAAUUUACCCUUCUCAAAUCCCUUCAGCUAUACGACAACAGUUGGCUACAAUCCCUUGACUGUGGAACUAUACUCAUGGGACAAGGGCAAUGCACUGACAUAUCCUAUACGCUAUAAUGAACACCGUUUAGCUGCAGAUAAUAUCUAAAAACAAAAAUUGUUUCAUAUAAUAUAAAUAAAUUGUUCUUUUUUUUUACCACAA